This is a messenger RNA of Etheostoma cragini (Arkansas darter), 2702 nucleotides long. It is a transcript of the gene il34, whose product is annotated as interleukin 34. NCBI's taxonomy places the organism in Eukaryota, Metazoa, Chordata, Actinopteri, Perciformes, Percidae. The coding region runs from base 483 to 1136 and encodes 217 amino acids. Gene Ontology annotation, molecular function: cytokine activity; macrophage colony-stimulating factor receptor binding. Gene Ontology annotation, biological process: positive regulation of macrophage differentiation; positive regulation of cell population proliferation; positive regulation of protein phosphorylation. The transcript has 8 exons. The record is from RefSeq and is a predicted model, not a curated record.
UUGUGUGUUUGUCUGCGGCUUGACUGGAAGGGAGCGACAGGCCAGCCUGUUGCGCACUUGGCGGCACACACAGACAGAGCGCACCACAGCCGCGUAGAUGGACGGAGCCACUAAAGGACUUCCCUUACUAACUUUUAGACCCAAUGUUAUGAUUGGAUACCGGCGUUUCUUCUAAUUUCACGAGGACUCAUUACAACGUGCCACCUCUGACCGGAUAUAGCCUUUACGCAUCCCGGGAGCCGGGGAAAAAGGAUUCUCCAGAUUGUCACAGCAGGGAGCAACAGACGUCCAAGAGCCAUAAAAACCAGCAUCUGUCUCUGCUGGCAUUUUCCAGAGAUGCCUAACAAUGCCAUAAAAACCUGAAGCCCAACGACCCAUGUGUAUCCCACCAAACAAACACACUGACGAGUUUCAGACACCCGUGUUGUGUGUGUGUGUGCUGAGAUUAAAGCACUGUGGACUGAGGACUUAAACUCAAGAGUAUGGUCCAACUGUCCACCUCAGUCUACUUGAUAGGAGGCCUUUUGGGCCUGUUUCUGCUAUCACCUGUUCCGGUGGACCCGACACCAGCCAGCAUGUGCACACCUUUGAAGACGCUCAACAACAGCCUCAGCCACAGGCGACGGUACAUGAAGCACAACUUCCCCAUCGACUACACCAUCAGGGUUCAUCAGAAGGAAGUCUUUAAACUGUCAAACAUCAACAGAAUGAGGUUACAGGUGGAGGGGUUGGAUGACCUGGUUCUCCAGAGGUUGUGGUUUCAGGUCAACCAAGGCGUGUUAAAAAAGAUCAUCCGGGUUAUGCCAGAGAGGCAUCCUUCACGUCGAUACACCACUGAGUUGGAAAGACGCUUCAGGGAUGCAGAGGGUGUCUUUGUACAGUCACAUCCUGCUGAGCUGUUCCAGCAGGAGCUUCCAGAGACUAUCCAGGAAACUUGGGAUCAUUUAACGGAAGAGUCUGACAGGGUGCCAGAGUCCAGCUGGCGAUUAGCUUCCCCAAAAUCCCUCCUGGACAACUUCUGCCACACCAUGCACUGCCUCUUCAGCGACUGCUUUGCCAGCACAGAAGCCCAGCAGGACUACUGUGGUGUUUCCCAUUGGAGGAAACGAAGGAAAGACUCCCAUCCCAAAAGCUGAGAAGAGGACUGCGGGGUGUAGUUGUCCCUUUUGGUACUAAUUAGUGAUUGGUAUCAUUAUUUCCCUUGAGCGAGAGGGAUAAAAGAACAAUCCACUUAAUAACAAGAAAGUUCCGUCCUGUAUUUGAACAUCAACAAGUCUUUCCCAAAUCUACCAAACAGACAUAAGAGUGUGUUGAUGAUAUGACGAAGACACAAACAAUGGCUCCAUCAGCCAAAGCAGACUGAUAAUUGUAGAUACAGCAGCAGUGUACGUGGCGAUUUCAUGAGUAUAUGGACUUUCUGCUAAGAUGAAAUAAAGUUCAUUAGAGAUACAAGCUACAACUCAGAUUUGUCCAAUUCUCUGUCACUCAGUCCUUUGACGGCUGCUCAGAUUGAUUCUUUGGUACUUGGGUUUCAAAUUUUGGAAGAGAUUUGUUUAUUUUCACAUAUACGGACUUAAUUGAUCAUUGAAUCAAUGUCACUGUGGCUUUGCCAAAUCUCCAAAAAGCCUGUGAUGUGCUCCAGUGGACCUGCUUGGUUCACCUUUAGAGACCAAAAAGCAGCAGUACCAGCCUACACAUUGGAUUGUUGCUAUAUUAACUUUAAAUGACUUUGUAUCAUAGAAAAAUCUCUUCUAUGAGCGCCUAUUUUAAACACCAAUGAGCUACAGCAAGAGCAAUGUACAUGAGUUGAACUCUAACUCUUUGAGUUGAAGUGUUCACUCCUGUUUUCUCUUCCCUCUUCAAUUGUUGAUGUAUGCAUUUCUCAGCUUAUUUAUGUUGAUAUGUGCUAUACAGGCCCUUAUUGCUUUUUCAAAAUAUUUCAAAACAUUUUUGCCCCAUUUCAUGUAUUUCCUUCUAUUUAUUUUUCAAACAUACAGUAUAUUUUUCUGAGAAUUUUCAGUUUGAUAUGUUACAUUUUGUCAUAGCAGACACAAUUGGUAUCCGAGGCUAGUUUUGGGUGUUUUUAGUUGCUCCGUUCACAAUUUCAGCUCUAAACAUGUAACCUGAAACUCAACUCCAUACCAUGCCAUACUACACUAUAAUAGAAUGGAAUAGCUAUGCUUAACAUUUCUUUCACACUUUCAGAUUUUAGUUUUCUGACAACAAAUUCUGCAUCUCCUGUCAUUGUUUUUCCUGUCAGGUUGUGUCAGCCUUUGUUUAUUUCAUUCAACUCAUGCAAACAAACUAGGCUAUAUUGUUGCUGUUCUGUUUUGAGUAAUUAAGACAUACAAUAUAUCUGUACAGCAUAUAUCAUAGAAAUCAUACUUCAGUUUAACAAUUACUAUGGUUAUGAAGCACAUAUAAAGGAUGCAAAUCUGUGAUAAAAUCUGUGAUUAAAAAAGGUAGACAUGAAUUAUGCUUUGGGCAUAUGAAGGACACUGUCAGCCUUUUGGGAGUCUUUGAUACGACUGAAGCGUAGACAGAGCCUCAACAUUUGCUCACUCAGCCUACUUCAUGCACUCAAGACUCAUGUUAUCAUGUAUUAGGUGAAAUUAAGUGGUUGUGACUUUUAUUUCCAUCCACCUGGUUACUGUCUACAAAUCCUGACUUGCUGGUUAAGUCAGUUUAUAGUGUAACAUUUC